Molecule: messenger RNA, 1301 nt
Organism: Nymphaea colorata (pocket water lily)
Lineage: Eukaryota; Viridiplantae; Streptophyta; Magnoliopsida; Nymphaeales; Nymphaeaceae
Exons: 1
Coding region: 58-999 (313 amino acids)
Source: RefSeq, a predicted model, not a curated record
UGUCUUUCUCUCUCUCUCAAUCUCUCUUUCUCUCCGUCCUUUUAAAGAACGAAGACGAUGAUGAUGGAAAUCUGCAGAAAUCUGCAUGCGUUUCUGGGGCGAUCUGAAGAGGCCAAGCGCGCUGGUCUUGGUGGAGACGAUGAUGCCGGUGAAGGCGGAGGAGGUGGCGGUGGUGGCGACUGUGGCCCCAUGCCUCUUCCUGGCCAAGUACACCACCGAACCAAAGACGGGUUCCCGGCGUCUUCGGGCCUGACCGUCCUCGCCCAGGAGGUGCACAAGCCGCGAAACGUGCUUGAAUCCUGCGCCCUCAAGCCGCCGGCUCUGCCCUCCCCGAUGAGCUCAGCCACCUCCCGGAUGAGCUCAGCCCCCUCCCGGCUGGCGCUCGCCGCGAGGGUCUGCCACGACGAGGAGGGAUCGGGGAGGCACAACUGCACCGAGGGGUUGGGCUUCGAGAGCUCCGACGAAUCGGAGGUGGCUUCCGGGGACGGGAGUAGCGAGGUGGUGGACGUGAGUGGGCAGGCGUAUCUGGAGAAGAGGACGAGGCGGAAGAUGAUGUCGAGGAUGAGGUGCCGGGCGGAGCUGCCGCCGCCACUGCCGUGGCUGAACGGGGAAGGGCGGCCCAGGUUCUUCCUCCGGCAGGAGCGGCGGGACGGGCGGAUGCUGCUGACGGAGAUGAGGGCAGGGCCGCGCCGGGAGAUUUUCGUGGCCGAACGCCGGGACGGGCGGCUCAUGCUGCAUCUGGUGGGAAAGCCACUGCCCCGAAAAGAGAAGGAAGAAUUUAUAAAACAAGAGGAAAAUGUUGAGCAGCUGGAGGGAGGAGAGAAGGAGGAGAAGGGAGGAGAGGGCGGCGGAGCUGGGAACGUAGAAGUGGUGAUGGGCGGUCAGAAGGAGGAGCGCCGCCUGUUGGGGAUGGUGAGCGGUGGCUCGUGGCGGUGCUGCGACGAAGGGAGGGGUGAGCUUGAGGAUUUCUGGAACCAUCAGUACGUCAUGUCUACGUAGAUGGUUGUCGAUUUGUAAUUAGAAUUUGUUGGGGGAUGAUCGAUUGUCCUUUUCUUUCUUUUUUUCCCUGUGAAAUUGUUUCCUUUUCGUCGAGCGGAGUUCGAACAGGGUUGGCGUUGGUUUAGCUUUUUCUUCUCCUUGUAAGUUUUUCCGAAAAAGAAAAAGGGAAAAAGUUAGGAGAAAAGAGGUGGAGGCGGUGGGCAAGGGAUAUCAGAUGAAAAGUGUUGAAAAAAAGUGAAGGUGAAGGAGGUGGCCAGGGAAUCAAUGGAAAAGCAAAAUUAGGAAAUGGUAUAUUCUGGCAA